Molecule: messenger RNA, 849 nt
Organism: Acanthoscelides obtectus
Lineage: Eukaryota; Metazoa; Arthropoda; Insecta; Coleoptera; Chrysomelidae
Source: the annotation of a GenBank genome assembly
AUCAUUAUCAUCAGUAUUCAUUAUCUCACGUUUAUCACGCUCAGGAGUGUCUACAGCGUAUGCAAUUCCUAAGUUGGGGGUGUCCCCCUCCAAAGCUUGAUGAAAAUAUUUGAGCUAUGAUUCUGAAAGAAAGCCUGGAAGUUUUUGAACAGCAGUUUUGUAAAAUACGUAAAAAUACGGAAUGGAUGAUCACAUUUUAGCUAAAAAUAGACAUGUUAGUAAAAUAUGUACCUAAUAGAAAUAGUAAAUACUAAAUGUAAGCUAAAAUUAAAAUAUAUCAUUAUCAUCAUUAUUUAUCAUUGUUCAUCACCAUUCCUGAAAUACGAAACGUUCUUAUUAUCACCUAAAAGCUGAAACAAACUAAGAAAAACACUUGCGCUACGAUUUUAAAAGUUAAAUGAUCAUAGACAACAGACCUUUGAAAUACGUAAAAAUAAGAAUUAUGGUAACCCAUUUUGCUUGUAAAUAUAUUUUCUCAAUAAAGGUGUUUUAUCCAGAUGUCGAUAGUAAAAUAAAAAUAGUGAAUACCAAAUUUAACUAAAAAAACGUAUAAUAAUAAAUAUAGGUUUGGAGACCAUUGUGGGGCCACAGCCUGCCUCAUACCUGUAAUGAUCUAUUACUAGCCUCUCUAUCACUAAGUAUUACCAGAAAUACUACUAUUACUACUACUACUACUACUACUACUACUACUACUACUACUACUACUACCACUACUACUACUACCUUCUUAUCUGGUUACUUAGCAUCUACGGACACACUUAUGAAACCUGAACUUUUCACAUAUCUCAUCUCUGAAAAACACUGGACGAUUUUACGUCAGCCACGUGUUUUGCAAGUCAUCUCUUGGGA